This is a messenger RNA of Lottia gigantea (owl limpet), 4332 nucleotides long. RefSeq lists its product as hypothetical. The transcript is spliced from 7 exons. NCBI's taxonomy places the organism in Eukaryota, Metazoa, Mollusca, Gastropoda, Lottiidae. The record is from RefSeq and is a predicted model, not a curated record. Bases 31 to 4332 code for a protein of 1433 amino acids.
GUAGAUUUGGGAUCCUGUAACCGAUAAUUAAUGAUGUCAUCAGAAGAACCAAAGAGUGAACAUAAAAUGGAGGAGGCACCAGUUCCAGCGCCUAUGAUCUUUGACAAUGUUGUGGAAGAGAGUGUGACAUUUUGUGUGGAUACCUCUGGUAGCAUGUAUAACUGUUUACAUGUAGUGAAAGAACAAUUAGUAGAAGCUUUGUAUAAACAUGUCAAACAUUCUAGUGGUUCUCCUUUAUUUAAUAUCGUAGAAUUCAAUUCCCAAAUAACUCAGUGGUCAGACAAGAUGGUCAAAUGUACCCCGGAAACAGUGGCUGUGGCAAGUAAAUGGAUUGAUGAACUGAGUGCUAAGACAGGAACAAAUACAAUGGAUGCAUUAUUAAUUGCUUUUGGUGAUCCAGAAUGUAAAGCUGUAUAUUUGGUGACAGACGGCCUACCAGAUCAAAAUCCAGAAGAAAUUUUAGACCACGUUGGAUAUGUGGACAAUGAUCGUCCAGUCCAUUGUGUUUAUUUAAUGGGUGAAAAAGCUGAUGAAUCUGCAACUGAAUUUUUAGAAGAUUUAGCCAUAGAAACUUAUGGUUCAUUUUUCAUAGCCAGCAUUACAACUAAAGGCGCCAUUGAAAAACUUACACCCGUGUUCAAAGCUGAACAUUCAAACUAUCUGAAAUCAACAGACAACAAUUUGUUUUCUAAAAUUAAACAAUGUAAUGUCUCAACCACAUUAGCUGCUGACCCUAUAGAAAGUGCCUACCUCAACUCUAGACUAGUUUCUCCAGUCAUAAAUCCUUAUGUCUUUCCUCCCGUUCAAGGCUAUCGUUAUUAUCACCCCUCUUAUUGGAGUCGUUAUCGACCAGCUAAAGGCUGGUUAAAGAUGCAAGACAAACUAUUAGAUGAGGCACAAGCAUUAGAAAUGUCACCUGCUGCUGGGGCAUUGUUAAUAGGUAAAGAAGUUUUAGCCAGACGUAAUGAAGAUGGCUAUUUUUAUUCAGGAAGUGUUCAAAGUCAGAUUUAUGAAAAUAAGUUCCUGGUAGCAUUUGGUCCGUGUAAACAUGGUAAAUAUAAAGAUACUACAUACCAAGAAACAAUGGUUCAUGAUAUAUUAGAUUAUGUUGAUGCUAAGAGGAGAACUGUUGUAACUGGAGAUAAAGUCUUAUCACCAUGGGAACCAGAAGGAGAUAAAUUUGGUCCUGGUGUUGUUAUUGAUGGAUUUGAAAAGAGAGAAUCUGAAGGUCCAGAUGACAAAGGAAUUACUGUAGCUUUUAGUAAUGGUAAAACUGAGAAAGUAGCACCAGAUACUGCUGUUUGGAUACCAGAACCCAUGUAUGACAGACUCAAAUUAGAACUCAACAUGCCAAGAAGCACCAGAGAAAAAUUGGCAUCUCAACCAAAUUAUCCAUUAGAAAACCUUCCUGGGUAUCCAACUUCUGGACCCAUUGCAUACCCUCAGAAAUAUCCCAAACCAGUCUCACUAGUCUUAGAAUCAGAUGUGCCAUUGAAUUCAUUCCAUAGAUAUCCUCCAUAUGCCCCUGUAUAUCCCAUAUAUUUGAAGCGUUCAGAACCAAAGAAGCAUAAAACUGUGGUGAAGAGUGAAGAUGUUCAUGCCUUGAUCCCAGGAACUCAACUCACUACCAAAGAACUGGAAGAUCGAGUCUCAUCUCAGUUAAUGGAACACAAGUUGUUACUGGAUGAAAGAGAAAAUGAGAAAAAUGGUCGGUUGCUUAACAGACGUGGAAACCGUUCUAUGAAUGGAUUACACAAGUCAGUGUCAUUCAAUGAUGAAAAUCUUGUCCAAAUGUCAGCAACACCUCGCGACUAUAGUGAUAGUGGUCGUACAUAUGGCUUUUUUAAAGAUGGCCAAUUUAUACCCGACAGAAGUCAAAGUAGUGAUAAUAAAAGAUAUGGCCACCUAGAUAAGGAUGGAAAUUUUAUCGAAGAUAGAUCUGAAAAUGGACGAAUGUAUGGUUUUAUGGACAAAGAAGGAAAGUUUCAGCCAGAUAGAAGUCAAAAUGGUGCCAGUCGUAACUAUGGAUACAUGGACAAAGAUGGUAAAUUUGUUCCUGAUCACAACAGCACAGGAGGUCGUAAAUAUGGGUACUUAGAUAAGGAAGGUAAAUUCACUAUUGAUAGAGAUGGUCGCCUUGGUAACAUUGAAGGUCAAACAUAUGGUUAUUUUGAUGAAAAUGGAUAUUUCACUCCAGAGGAUAAGAAACAAACUUUUGGUUACAUGAACAAAGAUGGACAAUUUGUACCUGACAGAGGUCAAAACCAAAACUAUGGUUACAUUGACAGUGAUGGAAGAUUUGUUCCUGACAGAAGUCAAAACCAAAACUAUGGUUACAUUGAUCAUGAUGGAAAAUUUGUCCCAGAAAGAAGCCAAGGUCAAAACUAUGGUUACAUUGAUCGUGAUGGAAAAUUUGUACCAGAAAGAAGUCAAGGUCAAAACUAUGGUUACAUUGAUCGUGAUGGAAAAUUUGUCCCUGAAAGAAGUGACAAUCAAAUGUAUGGUUACAUGGAUAAUGACGGUAAAUUUGUACCAUAUGAAACUCAAGGGGUUUAUGGUUAUUUUGACAGCAAUGGACAGUUUGUACCUGAACAAAAUGAAUCUGGUGUCUCUAUUGGUCCUGAUGGAAAACCUCUGUAUGAUACACAUGGUUAUCCCUCAAUUGACAGCUCAGACAAAUAUAACCAAAGUGAAUACAGAGACAUGAAAUUCAAAUGCAGAGACCCAAAUCUCUCUGAUGCUGAUAGAGAUUUUUGGAAAUCCACAUACAAUAAGGAAUUGGAAGAUCUGAAAAGUAGAUGUACCGAUCCCACAGUUCGAGAGGAACUAAGAGAGCGUAUAAAACAGAAAUAUGAUGAUGAGCUGAUGGAUUUGAAGUACCGUUGUCGAGAUCCAAAUUUGUCAGAGAGUGAUCGAGAAUUAUGGCGUAGCACCUACAAUAAUGAACUCAAUGAUAUAAAGCAAAAAUGUUCGGACCCAAACCUCAGUAAAGGUCAACGUGAGUUAUGGAAGGUUAAAUUUGAUCAGGAAAUGAGAGACAUGAAAGAAAGAUGUAGAGAUCCAAACCUUUCCGAGAGUGAUAGAACUUUCUGGAAAGAGGCUUACAACAAUGAGAUGAGAGAUAUAGAAUACAGAGGUAGAGAUCAGACACUAUCUGCUAAAGAACGAGGCUACUGGCGAGAUGUCUACGAUUAUGAGGUCAGAGAUUUGGAAUAUCGAUGUAUUGAUCCAGAUUUGUCAGAAAAGGAACGCAAUUCCUGGAAGAAUUUCUAUGAUUAUAUUGGUUCCUCCAGAAAUAUUGGUGUCAACACAGAUUCCAGUUUAUUGUUCUUCAGAAGACCAAGUUCUGCUGAUAGUGCCAUGAAGAAAAGACCAGCAUGGAAAUACUGGAAAUCAGAUCCAAGUCCAGUUUUAUAUGACACUGAUACAGAACUGCGAGAAAUGGGAAUAUAUGAAGGCUUCAGAGAAACUGCUACUGAAGCUCCUUUAGAAGUUAGAACAUCAAGUUAUCCUUAUAUAGUUGAAUGGAAAAAUCCUCAAUUCCACUAUGUCGAUACUUUUGCCAAGCACAAUCAUGCUCAAAGCAUUAAUUCAGUUUUACAACCAAAACCACCAACAUUGAAAAAUGGUUUUAGUAAGUCAGUCAAUUUUCAAGAUGGUGCUGUUGAAAAGCUGGCCAAUGGUUUAAGUAAAUCUGUGAAUAUACAGACAGAUGUACCCAGGAAUCCUAGCAAAGACCAAAUAGCAGACGCAAGGCGUGAAUACAGACGCAGAAAAAUAAUGCAGAGACACAUGGAAUGGCAAGACAAAGUGGCAGAAGAACACAAUAUGAAGGAAUUGAUGCAGGAUCAACAUCGACAGAAAAUAAUAGAGCAAUUAAACCAUGAAAGAGAGCGACAAGCUAAUGACCAUAAAAUGAUUGAGAGACAGAGAGAAGCCAAGAAAAAUAUCAGUGCUGAAAUUCGUGCUAGAAUUGAAUCUAAUCAGAAACAUGAACGAAGUAAAGAAGAUCAAAGAAUUGCUGCCAUGGCUAAAAAUAGAGAACAUCGGGAAGCUCUUCAGGCACAGAGACAAAUAGAGUUAAAAAAUAUUGUUGAACGACGCAAGAUAAUUAAAGAGCAACAUAGUCAACAACGAGUUGAAACUAUUACUCAAAAAUUAGAUGAACAAGAAGCCAAGAAAAUGAUUUUAGAUACCCAACAUAGAAACGCAAAAAUAAGACGAAUGCAUCAUUUUCAACAGUUAGAAACUAAUGCUCAACGUCAAAAAGAAUUGAAUGCAGCAGUCAAAGAACAACAGAAGGGCAUACAACUUUCACAAAUAUUUUCGUGA